GACCCUCGGCGAGACCUGGGGACCGGCCAUCAGCUCCGGCCGCCGCCUCGCCGAGGACCGGGGUCUUGAGGGAACCUGGACCUCAAGGGCGGCCACCAUCACGCGUGACCGGCCCCCUGGGCUCCGAGAAUAUGCUGAACGGCACCCCGCUGGAGGCAGCCAUGCUCUUCCACGGCAUCGCCGGAGGCCACAUCCAGGGCAUCAUGGAGGAGAUGGAGCGCCGAUCCAAGACCGAGGCCCGCCUGGCCAAAGGCGCCCAGCUCAACGGCCGCGACGCGGCCAUGCCGCCGCUCAGUCCCGAGAAGCCCGCCCUGUGCGCCGGCUGCGGGGGCAAGAUCUCCGACAGGUACUACCUGCUGGCCGUGGACAAACAGUGGCACCUGAGGUGCCUGAAGUGCUGUGAAUGUAAGCUGGCCCUCGAGUCCGAGCUCACCUGCUUCGCCAAGGACGGCAGCAUUUACUGCAAGGAGGAUUACUACAGAAGGUUCUCUGUGCAGAGAUGUGCCCGCUGCCACCUUGGCAUCUCCGCCUCCGAAAUGGUCAUGCGCGCCCGAGACUCUGUCUACCACCUGAGCUGUUUCACCUGCUCCACCUGCAACAAGACCCUGACCACGGGCGACCACUUCGGCAUGAAGGACAGCCUGGUGUACUGCCGCGCGCACUUCGAGACCCUCUUGCAAGGCGAGUACCCACCGCAGCUGAGCUACACGGAGCUGGCGGCCAAGAGCGGCGGCCUGGCCCUGCCUUACUUCAACGGGGCCGGCACGGUGCAGAAGGGGCGGCCCCGGAAGCGGAAGAGCCCGGCGCUGGGCGUAGACAUCGUCAACUACAGCUCAGGCUGUAACGAGAACGAGGCGGAGCAUCUGGACCGGGACCAGCCGCCCUACCCGCCCUCGCAGAAGACCAAGCGCAUGCGCACCUCCUUCAAGCACCACCAGCUCCGGACCAUGAAAUCCUACUUCGCCAUCAACCACAACCCGGACGCCAAGGACCUCAAGCAGCUGGCCCAGAAAACGGGCCUGACCAAGAGGGUUCUGCAGGUUUGGUUCCAAAACGCACGAGCCAAAUUCAGAAGGAACCUUUUGCGGCAGGAGAAUGGGGGUGUGGAUAAAGCGGAUGGCCCGUCGCUUCCGGCCCCGCCCUCCGCGGACAGCGGCGCGCUCAGCCCGGCGGGCACGGCGACCACUUUAACAGACCUGACCAAUCCCACUAUCACUGUAGUGACAGCCGUGACCUCUAACCUGGACAGCCACGAAUCCGGGAGCCCCUCACAAACGACCUUAACGAACCUUUUCUAACAUUGGUGUUUCCCCCCCUUUCAUUCUCCUUCUUCUUUUUAUUCUAAUUAUUAUUAUUUUAUUAUUUACGAGACUUCCCAUCCCCUUCCCCUCCCCCCCCCCAAAACUCACAAGAUAUUCGGGAAAUAGAAGCAACAGCUCGGUGUGUAGCAUCCGCAGCCACUUGGCAAACGAGUUUACGGUAUUGUCUCUCUCUCUCUUUUUUUUGGUCUGCAAAGUGUAUUUGGAUUUUUUUCUUUUUUUAAAAUGAAUCAGGUCUUUCAGUCGGUACGGGGGGUUUUUGAAUCAUUCCAAGUGCCUCUUAAAAUUGUAUGUUACUUAUUUCCAAACUCU
Pteropus alecto (black flying fox) is the source of this 1631-nucleotide messenger RNA. RefSeq names its product LIM homeobox 9 (gene LHX9). Gene Ontology annotation, molecular function: RNA polymerase II transcription regulatory region sequence-specific DNA binding; DNA-binding transcription factor activity, RNA polymerase II-specific. The record is from RefSeq and is a predicted model, not a curated record. NCBI's taxonomy places the organism in Eukaryota, Metazoa, Chordata, Mammalia, Chiroptera, Pteropodidae. Bases 132 to 1298 code for a protein of 388 amino acids. Gene Ontology annotation, cellular component: nucleus. The transcript has 7 exons. Gene Ontology annotation, biological process: neuron differentiation; regulation of transcription by RNA polymerase II.